AUGCAUAAAAAGCUAGCGAUUCUUAUUUAUGAUAAUGUUAGUCGCAUUGAUCCCAAAAUACUUGACAUUAUCCAAGUCGAUGCCAAGGAUAGUGAAAGUAUAUUGUCGGUGGACUCAUGGACUCAAACAAUGCCAAUCUUUGAAAUCUCGGACUUUAAAAUAGAUAAACAAUCGGCUACGUAUCUAGUAAAUAAACUUGGAACUCCCUUAGAAGAAACGAAAAUUUAUGAACUCAUUUCAUUAGUGGUCGAAUUAUAA
Messenger RNA from Funneliformis geosporum, 258 nucleotides. NCBI's taxonomy places the organism in Eukaryota, Fungi, Glomeromycota, Glomeromycetes, Glomerales, Glomeraceae. The record is from the annotation of a GenBank genome assembly.